GCUGGCCCCAGCACAGGCAGCUCAGCCACUGCCACGGCCCAGCAUGGGGACAGCCAGCAGCGUGCUCUGUGCCCUCCUCGUCCUCUCCACGCUGUGCUGGCACAGCCUGGCCCAGAGAGCUCCAGCUGUGCCAGACAAAUGCUGCUUCAACUUCCAGACCAGAAGGAUCAAGAGGGACAACGUGGUGGCCUGUUACCCCACCAGCCCCGAGUGCCCGCACCAGGCUGUGAUCUUCAGGGUGAGGAAUGGGAAGGAGAUCUGCACCCAGGCCAGCAGGCCGUGGGUCAAGAGGUACCAGCAGAGCUUCCAGGUCAGCUCCUUCUCCAUCCCCAGCUAGCAGGGUGGCUGGGGACAGCGGGGACUCCUCCCCGUGGGGACACCACCAAGGCAGAGGGGACACUUCUGGCUGGAGCAGCUCACAAGGGACACCCUCCCCAUCACGAUGACCCUCACCACUGCCCUGAAGGCAAAGGAUGGGAUGCCAGCCCACCAGGAUGGAGUGUCCAGACCCUCUGUGCUCCAUGCAGAGGCUGCAGCGGGCGGGGGGUGAAGGGGGAGCAGCUCCACAGCUGUUUUUUGUCGAUUCCGAACAGAAUUAAACGUGAUUCCCACAUGCAAA
This is a messenger RNA of Lonchura striata (white-rumped munia), 619 nucleotides long. The record is from RefSeq and is a predicted model, not a curated record. NCBI's taxonomy places the organism in Eukaryota, Metazoa, Chordata, Aves, Passeriformes, Estrildidae.